Molecule: messenger RNA, 1992 nt
Organism: Carica papaya (papaya)
Lineage: Eukaryota; Viridiplantae; Streptophyta; Magnoliopsida; Brassicales; Caricaceae
Source: RefSeq, a predicted model, not a curated record
AUGUUAUUGCUUCUAUUCUUCUAUACUUCACUUGGCCAAGCCUCUGUAAGCUCUGUUGCAGAAACUGCCUUCUUCUCCUUCACCUCAUUCUACCCUGACACUUGCAGCAAAGGAAGCCUGCUUUGCCUGAAUUCGGCUUCCGCUGCCAACGGCUACCUAAACCUCACCCCAGAUCCUGAACUAGGAAAUUCGAGCUCACCCACAACUCUGCCAAUAAACAGAGUUGGCCGAGUUCUAUACCCUCAUCCUGUGAUUGCUUGGCACACACUUAUCUCGACUACCUUUACUGUCAGGAUUUCCGUCUUUCCAAAUUCUAGCGGUCCUGGAGAUGGAAUGGCAUUUAUAAUUGCCCCCGAUAAUAGCUCUUCGCCUCCAGAAAGUUAUGGCUCUUCGGUCGGAAUUUUAGAUCAGUCAGCGUCAGGUGGCUGCCAAGUAGCGGUAGAGCUGGACACUUUCAAGAACGAGUUUGAUCCAGACGGAAACCACAUUGGAAUCAACAUAAAAAGUAUGCAAUCAGUAGUAGCAAAGAGUCUGAAUAGCACUGGAAUUGAUCUGAAAAGUGGAAAAGACAUCCAGGUAAAGAUUGAUUAUAAUGGUUGGACAAAGAUGCUCCAGGUUUCCGUAGCAUUCUCUGGUAACCCACUUAUGAGCUUCCUCAACCAAUCAAUAGACCUCAAAGAUCUUGUUCCGAACUCUGUUUACGUAGGCUUCACAGCUGCUACAGGGCUGUAUUCAGAAAGACAUCAGCUCCUGAAUUGGAUGUUCCAGUUGACAGCAUUGCCAUCUCCGAAGGAAGGAACUCACAGACAUGACAAGAUAAAAUUUAUUGUGGCAAUUUUCUUCCCUUUCGUUACCGGAUUGGUAAUCCUGGCAGUGAUUAUUUUUCCAUGGAUGAAGAGAAUUUUGAGGAGAGGAAAAGAGGAGACUCAUCAGAAAACAGAUAUAGAAAGCAGAUCAAGAAGCGCUGCAAAUGUGCCUAAAAUGUUCACCUACAAGCAACUCGCAAAGGCCACUCGCAACUUUCACAACGAAAACCUGUUAGGUUCGGGUGGAUUUGCGAGUGUUUAUAAAGGCAACUUACCCUUUAAUCCUCCUACAAUUGUUGCUGUCAAAAAGAUCUCAGCAACCUCAAAACAAGGUGAGAAAGAGUACUUUGCAGAAAUAUGCACAAUAGGGCGUUUAAGGCACAAAAAUAUAGUUCAACUUCAAGGCUGGUGCCACGAAAGUAAAAAUCUCCUCUUGGUCUAUGAUUACAUGCCUAACGGCAGCCUUGAUCGAUACAUAGGCAAGAACGAUCUGGACUGGAAAACCAGGUACAACAUUUUAACAGGUUUAGCCUCAGCACUACUGUACCUUCACGUCGAAUGUGGCAACCCUGUCAUCCACAGGGAUAUCAAACCUAACAACAUAAUGCUAGACUCCACAUACAUUGCUCAUUUAGGUGAUUUCGGGUUGGCCAGAAUGCUACAAGAUGAUGCUUCUGUCAGAACUGUGUUGGCUGGUACUCCAGGCUACUUGGCCCCAGAAGUAGCCUUCACUGGAAAAGCUACACCAGAGUCUGAUAUUUACAGUUUCGGAAUGGUGGUGAUUGAAGUCAUAUCGGGAAGACGAUCAAAAGGGAUCAAGGAAGAGAAUAGCUUGGUGGAUUGCAUAUGGAACUUGUAUGGUAAAAAUGAAUUGGUGAAGGGUGUGGAUAGAUUGCUAGAAGGUAAAUUUGAUGAGGAACAAGCAAGGAGAACAUUGAUUAUUGGACUGGCUUGUCUGCAUCCAGAUUCAAAUUGUCGUCCGAAUAUCAGAAAAGUUGUCCAGAUUUUCUUGAACCCAAAUGAGCCUUUAAUGGAGUUGCCAGAAUCAAGGCCUAAUGUGGUUUAUUUGCCCAUUUCUUCUUCUUCUGCUUCAACCACCACUUGUUUUGGAGGAUCUUUGUUGCACCCAUCUGUUUCAUCUGCUGGUCAGAUUUCACUGCACUGUGAUGAUACGAGUCCAAUAUAA